AUGCAAGAGGUGUGCAGCACAUUGGACACCAACCAAAUGGGCGCCCAGAUCAAAUCCGAGUCGCCCCUAAAUCCCCUACAGGUGCAAACGAGCCAGACUACGGUGUCGGUGCCAAUUGUGCCCGGAGCGGCGCCCCAAGGACCGCAGGGACCACCACCAGCGGUGAUGCUUGUCAACAAAAUGGCACCGAACUGUGAUAAACGAGCCGCCGACACCGCCUACUGGAUGGCCACCGAGGGGGGUUUCAUCAACUCUCAGCCCUCGAUGGCCGAAUUUCUCAAUCACUUGAGUCCGGAGAGCCCGAAAAUUGGCACACCUGUUGGCGUUGGCAUUGGUAGCGGUGUCGGUGUCGGUGGCGGAUAUCCGGUUAGUGUCAGCGGUGUGCCACAGACACCGGAUGGGAUGGACUCGGUGCCCGAGUAUCCCUGGAUGAAGGAGAAGAAGACAUCGCGCAAGAGCAGCAACAACAACAAUCAGGGUGAUAACUCCAUAACUGAAUUCGUUCCAGAAAACGGCCUGCCCCGACGUCUGCGCACCGCGUACACAAACACGCAGCUGCUGGAGCUGGAGAAGGAAUUCCAUUUCAAUAAGUAUUUAUGCCGCCCAAGAAGAAUUGAAAUAGCUGCCAGCCUGGAUCUGACCGAGCGACAGGUCAAAGUUUGGUUUCAAAAUCGUCGCAUGAAGCACAAGAGGCAAACACUCUCGAAGACCGACGAUGAGGACAAUAAGGACAGCCUCAAAGGUGACGAUGAUCAAUCCGAUAGCAACUCCAAUUCGAAGAAGUCGUGUCAAGGCUGCGAGCUGCCCUCCGAUGAUAUUCCCGACUCCACGUCCAAUUCGCGAGGACACAACAACAAUACGCCUAGCGCCACAAACAAUAAUCCGAGUGCUGGAAGUCUUACUCCCAAUUCAUCGCUGGAAACUGGCAUUUCGUCCAAUCUGCUGGGCAGCAGCACUGUCUCCGCCUCGAAUGUCAUCAGCGCCGACUCCAGUGUAGCGUCCAGCGUUAGCCUAGACGAGGACAUCGAGGAAAGUCCCAUCAAGGUUAAGAAAAAAGACGACAGUCACAGUCAAGUUAUUAAGAAGGAGGCCGUAUCCACCUCGUCUAAGGCCUCACCUUUUGGCUAUGAUGCGGGUCCUAGUUUGGCCAGUUUUCGCCGUGAUCCAGACACCGCCGCUGCCGCUUCCAACUCUCCGGCAACCAAGACUGCCGGCAAGAAACGGUAUCAAAGCGCCAAUGCUAAUGCCAUUUCAAUUGCAGUUGCCUCCCCAUUGGGCGAGAACAAUGGCGCAGCAGCUCCGGCUGCUUAUUUCCCGGGCGCUGGCUACUAUUCUAGCCCCAAUCCGAAUCCAAAUGCGAAAAAUUUACAGGCGGCGCAGCAGAUGCCUCAGGACUAUUACGGUAAAUACGAUAUUGAAUUUUCCGCCUCGCCGCACCACAACCCGCAUAAGCAACAACAGCAGCAACAGCAACCGCUUCACGGCGAAUAUCUAAGUCCCAAGCCGAACAGCAAUGCGGCCAACGUCAGUUUCCAUCAGAAUAGUCAACAACAGCAACACCAACACGAACAAUUCUACUAUAACUACAACGACACCAAUGGCGGCAGCGCGUACAUGAACCAUCAACAACAGCAACAGCAGCACCACCCCAUUGGUGAUUUUGAGGCACCACCUAUCAAUGGACCAAACAACUUCUAUGAUCCUAAGUCGCAAGCGAGUAGCGCUUACUAUGACAACAUGAAUUUCCAACACCAACACCAAACGGUAGUUUUUCAGCAACAACAACAACAGCAGCAGCAGCAACAUCCACAGCAUGCGCCUUUAAAUCAACAACAGCCUAUGCACCACAUUGGAGGUGGUGAAACGUAUAGCGCACUUGGCCUGCAAAUGGAAAACUGCGAUGGAUACAAUAACUUCGCCGGUAGCUACUAUGACCCAACUGCGGGCCAGCAACAACCACCCAUUCCGCCCACACACAGCCACCCAGUGCCACAUCCACACGCAAAUCCACAUCAUCCGCAUCACCAGAUGCAGGCACAGACUCACCCACAUAUACAUGCACACCAUAAUGCAGCGACUGCAGCGGCCGCUGUUCAGGUGGUCGGUGCACCGCCACUGCCCGCCAAUCAUCUGCACAAUGCUAACACAAAUUUCGGAGGACAACUGCAGGCGUUUGCCAAUACUGGCGGCUCCGGGGUUGGUGGCGCAGCCGUCAUCAGCGGGCUGGAGAACUCAAACAGCUCGUCGGACUUCAAUUUUCUGAGCAAUCUGGCCAAUGACUUUGCUCCGGAGUACUAUCAGUUAAGUUAGUUCUGAUAAUCCGAAUUGUAAAUAUAACUGCAAUCGAUGUAGUCGAAUUUUUACUAUGUAAUCUCCAAGCUCUCAGCUAUCAGCUCUCACUUUGUCGUA
Drosophila hydei is the source of this 2409-nucleotide messenger RNA. RefSeq names its product homeotic protein proboscipedia (gene pb). Gene Ontology annotation, biological process: regulation of DNA-templated transcription. Lineage: Eukaryota; Metazoa; Arthropoda; Insecta; Diptera; Drosophilidae. The transcript has 8 exons. The record is from RefSeq and is a predicted model, not a curated record. Gene Ontology annotation, molecular function: DNA binding; DNA-binding transcription factor activity, RNA polymerase II-specific. Bases 1 to 2310 code for a protein of 769 amino acids.